Molecule: messenger RNA, 10566 nt
Organism: Plasmodium vivax (malaria parasite P. vivax)
Lineage: Eukaryota; Apicomplexa; Aconoidasida; Haemosporida; Plasmodiidae
Exons: 3
Coding region: 1-10566 (3521 amino acids)
Source: RefSeq, a predicted model, not a curated record
AUGGCGGAAGCGUACCUGUCGAACAAAAGAAUUUACGAGCUGCUGUCAACGAACAGCUACAGAGGACAGGAGAGGGGCAUCCUGCGGGUGUUCGAGAGGAGGUACUGCAAGGUGCUGACCUACCUGCGCACGGAUAAUAAGCGGCAGGAAUUUAUUUCCCUAAAGCUCCAGCAGUUUAUAAAUGAGCACCUGAGCUUCAGUGACUCCAAGGCGUAUUUCUUCGGUUUUUCGAAGGAGCUGCUGGUGCACUGCAUGCGGGUGUAUUACUACGAGCAGCUCUGCUCGGCCGCCAACUGCGGGGGGAGCGGCGAUGAGGGGGAUAGUGGCGCCGAUGCAGAUGCGCGGCUGUUCGCCCUCCUGGAGAGGAACGCGGACCGACUGGAAAUGGGCAAGCUGCACGAGCUGUACUGCGACGAGUAUUUCUACCUCUUCAAAAACGUGCUGUGCGUGCUGAAGGCGUGCGGGGUGUUCUACGCCUACCCGAGUUACAAAGCGGAGGACCUGGCGUUCGAGAGGAACUUCUUCUUUACGCUCUUCCAGGUGCUGGAGGCGAAGCUCAACAUCCAGCAGCUGUUGCAGAUUUAUUUGGAUAAUUACAAAGACACCAAUAAUUACUUUCACAUGAUUAAGAGGACAGAUGUGGAGAGCAGGACGUGGGUCUAUAAGUACAUUCUCCUCUUUCUAAACGUCCAGAUUUGCUGCGUUAAUAUAUUUUUUUAUAUGCAGCUGAGGCUGAAUGUUUUUUCGCAGUGCAAUUUGAAGGCCAUGGUGAGCAUGUUUCUGUCCUCCUCUCAGGUAGAUAGCCACAGGGUGUUGGGCCUCUGGGAGGGGGAGGAAGGGGAAGAAGCGGAGGAAGGGGAAGAAGCGGAGGAAGGUGAAGAAGCUGAAGGGGGAGUCGGAAGAAGGGGCCGCCCCCACAGAGACAUCGUCACGGACACCCUCCUACAGAAGGAGUACUCCAUAAUUUUCCUCCUAGCUUCGGUGAGCAACCUACUAACUUGGGAUGAGCACAACAAACUGGUGAAGGGGGUGUCUCCCCAGUCGGCCAUUUUAAUGAAAUUUUUUUUUCUCUUUAAUGGUGAAAGGAACUUUAAAAAUUAUGAGGAGAACAUCCGCAUGGUGGCCGAGUGCCUACCGCACCUAUACGAAUUAAUCACCCGGUUCUGCCUCAUGGGGGAUAAUUUCAUAUACAAGAGGAUGAUCCUGCGUGUGCUUAACAAUGCUCUGUGCACCGAGAGGGAAAGGGAAGGCGGCGGGCUCCCCUUCGAUGAAGACGCCGAUUUGGGAAACAACAAUAACAGCUGCUCGGAUAACACAGAGGAGAUGGGAGGGGGAGGUGGUGCCCCCCUUUUCAGUGGAGACCCCCAAUGGGGAAGAAGGUCCCGGCGGAGCGACCACCCACCGUACUAUGAAGUGAGACGGGGAAGGGACCCCCGCCUGGGGGGGGGGGAUGACUUCUCCUCCGCGUCAAACGGUAUGGCGGAGGAGGGCGGCAGUGGAAAGAUGCGUCAGGGAGGCCUCACCCCCAUGACCGAGAGAGACAUCAACUUUUCGCUCAUCAAAAAUAUGAAGAAGCACCUGGAGAAGAAGGCAUUUUUUAAAAAGACAAUCGAUUUGAAGUUGUUCCUGAAGAUCUGCGCGCUCCUGUGCUGUAAGGACGACUACAUUUUGUUUAGCCAGGACAUACUGAAGGAGGGGCGGAACAUUCAGCUGUGCCUGGAGUACCUGCAGGGGGACGACGCUCAGGUGGAGGUCGAUCUGUACGCGCACAGGUACUUCCUGCACGACUUCCGCUACAGCAGCACGGAGAUCGUCACGACCGAGGAGGAGCGGAGGAAGGUCGUCUCGCCCUACCUCUCCAUAGAGAGCAAAAAUGUUUUGCUGGAAAUCUCGACUCUUUUUUUCUCCUACGAUUAUUUGAAGUGGUACGGCAGGGGGGGAAGCGGUGGCAGGGGGGGCAACGAUUGGAGGGAGGGCCCCCCCCCGACUGGCGGCCCAAAAGACGACCCUUCACUCGUUGGCGGCCACCGGGAUGACUCCCUGUACCACCCCGUAAUUCUGCAAAACGUGAACCGCCUCCUCCUGGAAAUGUUCUGCGGCAAAAUCAGCAACUCGUCGGUGGAGCACCUCAUCAUGUUCAAUCACAACUUGCUGUGCAUUUAUAGAAUUUUAAAAGCGCUGAUCGGAACGAGUGCCAAUUUGGUCAGCUUCAGCGAAGUGGUGAAGAGAGUUGAUGCAAUUUCGAGGAGGAAUGACACCCGAAUGGUGGCCGUCAACACCACGGAGGAGUUCGUAGUAACCGUCUUGGAAAACUCACUCUACUACAAAAUAAUGGAGACGUUGAAGAGGAAGAAGCUCAAUCCUAGCGGCGUGUUCAUCACCUACAUAGAGUAUUACUACAUCCUACUAGACUUUUACUGCAAAUAUAUUUACAGCAAUUUUGUGAACAACAGGAGGAAGGAUUUCCUGGGCGAGAAUUUUUUCCCCACCUUCCAGAGCAUCACUCUUUUUUUUUGCAAAAUUUUAAAAAUUAACAAGUGCUUUCAUGUGCUGAUCGAAAUAAAGCUCAAUAGCUACUUCGGCCUGGGCUACGACGUCUUCAACAGCUUCGUCAGCCUCUUCACCUUCCUUUUUUUUCUCUCAUUGAGGUAUAAGGAGGUGAGUAGAGGGGUGAGCGAAGGGGUGAGCAGGGAGACGAACAAAGAGGUGACCAAACAGACGACCAAACAGACGAACGGAGAGACGAACGGAGAGACGAAUGGGCUGAACGAGGAGAUCGCCACCUGCCUGCUCUUCCUUUUGAAGAGGAUAAACAUUAACAAACUCAAUGCCUUCAUUUUCCAAAUUUUUUCCCACCUGGAGCAUGAGGACUUGCUGCGGAGGGAGAAGCGGGAAGGCGCGCAGGAGAGGCCGCGGAACAUGUUCAGCUCGUCGGACAGGGAGAACACGCACACGAAUGGGGACGACGAGCGGGGGGAGGGCCCCUCCAGCAGCGAUCGCAACCCCCUCGCGGUGGACUUCAACGCGGUGGACUUCGCCAGGGAGAACUUCGCCGCGGAGAAUUACGCCACGGAGAACCUCUUCAGCCGCGCAGACAGCUGCGGCGACCUCGCCAACUUCAAAUACGAGAAGGACCAAAUGGACAUCAAGGAGAACUUCCGAAUCGACAUCUCCUUCCUGAAGAUGUUCGUCCUGCUGGACGAGGUGCGCCGGGUGCGCUUGCCCGCCCCAGGGAGCGACCUUGGGAGCGACAUUGGGAACGACCUUGGCAGUGAGAGGGGAAGCGACAUUGGCAGUCAAAGCGACAGCAGUCACAGCGAUCGAAGUGAUAGAAGCGAUCGAAGUGAUAGGAGCGAUCGAAGCGAUAGGAGCGAUCGAAGCGAUAGGAGCGAUCGAAGUGAUAGAAGCGAUCGAAGCGAUAGGAGCGAUAGAAGUGAUCACACCAGCCAGAGCGAUUUCUCCAACCGCUCCACCCCGCGCGGGCAGGAUAACACGGCGGAUCGCACCGCGAAUCACACCGCGGAGCACAUCGCUGAGCACUUCAGCCUGGAGGAGGUGUGCGUGGUGACGCUGAUGCACCUGUUCGAAGCGGAGGAGCACAAGGCGGGCUUCGUCGGGGACCUGCUCAGGGUGUACGAGGAGGAAAAAAAAAAACAAAUCUACCCCUGCACGGAGGCGAUUUUAAAAAUAUUUCAAAAAAUCAUCAAAAGGAAGGGCAGCGCCUACUUCCACCAGGAUGUGUAUAAGUCCUUCCAAAACAAAGUGCUGCAGAUGAUCGACAGUGUGGAGACCCUCCAAAGGAAGUGGGUCGCCUGGGUCUUCACCCAUUGUGAUGACACCUUCAAAAGGGAAAAAGACAUAGACAUUAAGAAACUGGUGAAGCUGUUCUUUGCCUCCCUCUAUAAAUUUUUGAAACGAUACUUCGUGCAGAUAAACGCAUUUUUAACAAAAAAAAAAAGAUACAGCAGCUACAUCCGAUUUGAUGACUUUUAUUUUUUCCUCUUCUCGAAAUAUAUCAACAGAAUUUUCACCGAGAAUUUCUCCUCCUCCUUCAUUUUUAAGCUGACCAAGUACUCCAUCCUGAAUGUGUCCAUUUCGAUUGUGAAUUACAUGCUGAAGAUGAUUAACAUGGUGAACGUGCAACGGUUGAGGGAUGUGCAUAGCGAGUUGAGCAGUUCUUUGGCCACCACCUUAGCGAUGCACCCUCCCCUUUUGAAGCGGCCCACUGGGGAGCAUCAGCCCCACCGGAAGGAGGACACAACGGAGGAGCUGCUGCCCCUCCACGCGGAGCAGAAGAGUCAGUCGAUGCCAUUCUGCACACAAAAUGGGAGCAGACACGAGUCAUCCACCUUCAACAGUUUCAUGAAAAAUAUUAUUAUUAACCACAAGACGUUGCUGAACAAGCCAGAGCUGUACUCCUCAAAGAGAGUUAACAUUUUCCAAAUAGGGAGAGACCCAGGGAAUCAGGCCAGCAAGGGCUACACCGUGGAUUACUUGGAGGACAUCCUCCUGCUCGAAAAGGGGAAUCACAAUUGGAAGCUGAUGGGGAGUAACGGCGUUUUCCCAAACGGGGUUCUCCCAAAUGGGGGAAUUACCUCCCUGCAGCAGCACGAGUUUUCUAAUAAUGGGGGAGAUCCGUUUGACGAUACCCACAUGGAUACGUUCCAAACGAAUGCGCAAAGGAAUCACCGCGCGGGGAACGUUGAGCGGCUGCUUCACCCAUCCACCGUGAACUUCAAUAUGAAUGGCUCCUCAAUCAAUGGGAACUCCUCCAACUUAAAUGCGACAUUUGAAGCGGAAACGGAAGAGUUAUCGCCUGUAGAGAAAUACAACUUCACUUUUUCCAGAUUUUUCAAUCACAUAAAAAAUUUUCUAAAUAUCGUGCUGCAAAAUAAUUACGUUUUUUUUCUCAGCGACUUUUUACUUAUGCAUUAUGAACAGUCAGGUAAAAAGCACAAUUUGUUCCAAUAUAACCUGAACAAGUCAGGUGGAUUUUACUCCGUUUUUAACUUCCUCAUUAACGAGUAUAUUGAGAAUUACUACAAGGAUAGACACUCCCAUUUGGGGGUUGGCUCUGUGAAGACUCCACCGUUUAGGAAGCUGAACGAGCAGGUGGUCAAUCGCAUUUUGCUCCUCUUUUCGCUGCUUCUGGAGGCCUCCUGCCAGCUCUCCUUUUUGGAGGAGGUGAACAGCGUGUGUGCGAACAUUUCGAAUCAGAUUUUUUCCCUCUUCGACGCGUCGCACUUGAUUUUGAGUUUAUUUUCGAAGGUCACCCUGAGCGUCAUUCCGAAGAACGACCUCGUCAGCCAAGCCAUCAACAACGACAUCCUGAGCAUCGAAAAAAGGCAGGCGGAGGAGAAGCGGGAAAUCCUCACCAUAUCCCUGCUCUACUUCCUUACAUAUAACUACAAAAAUAUAUGCAGUUUUUAUUUGAGCCUGAAUCGAUUUUUUAAAAUGAACCACUUCAAUAACAUAUAUUUCCUGUGCAAGUACAGCGAGGGGUUCCUGCCCCUCCCGAAGGUCAUCAACAUGUUCCUGCAGAAGAUUCGGUUCUGUUUGAAAAACGCCAAAAGUGCAACGGCAGAUAAUGUGAAGCUGGCCUACAUGAAGAGGGUCUUCCAGGUGCUCAAGUUUGUCUACGCUUUCGUAAAAGAGAACGACUUGAUAACCGUUUCUGUGUUUCGCGAUCUGUUUGACCUCCUCCUGUGCAUCGUGGAGGGGUACGUGGAGGGUUACGUGGAGGGGUACGUGGAGGAGAGCUCAGUGGAGCAGCCGCAGAAGCAGAAGCAGCGGCACCCCCCCUGCGAAGUGGCGUCUUACCAGUUCUACCACCUGCGCGUUUUGAAUUUGGCCCUCCACUUUGCCAACGCGAUUUAUUUUAACCUGGCCCAGAUGGGGAAGCGGCCCGGGGAUGCUCCAAGGAAGGGGGACUCUCCAAGGAAAGGCGACUCUCCAAGGAAAGGCGACUCUCCAAGGAAAGGCGACUCUCCAAGGAAAGGCGACUCUCCAAGGAAAGGCGACUCUCCAAGGAAAGGCGACUCUCCAAGGAAAGGCGACUCCCCAAAGAAGGGAGAUUCUCCAAAGAAGAGGGACCCUCCCAAGGAAGAAGGCCCAGGGGAAGAAGACCCAAGGGAAGAAGAUCCCAAGGAGGAGGGGCUCUACCGAAAGGAGCCAUUCUGGCAUACCGUAGAAAAGCUACUAGACCUGUUCACGCGGAGGUUAAAAAGAAACACAGACAAAUUCGUGCACUCUAGGACCCACCGCCUAUACACAAAGGAAGCAAAAAGAGAGUUAACCCACUACAUGCAUAACCUCAAUAUCAUGAGCGAGCUCUUCGAGCUCAUCGUCAAAGGGGUCUACACCAAUGAGAGGCUGGUGUACAGACUAGUCAUUCGCAUUUCCUACGAUCCGACCAUCUGUAGCGUAUUCUUUAACAUACGGUACGACAGCAUGCACCAAAUGAUGAGGACCUACCAGGACCUCCACAGGAAAAAAAGGGACACCUCAGAAAGCAUCAAAAUGUUGCUCAUGAAUUGCAGAGGGGUGCAUGUGAAAGCACACGGACCCAUCAGUGACGACGCGCUAAUUGAAAAUGUCCUUGCCGUUAUCAACCAGAGGAAGAUAAACCAGAGGUAUAUCCUCAACCUGAACGAGCAAGGUAAUUUGUCCCAUCGGUCAGGUGAUAGCAUCUUCGAGGAGACUAGCCACUGCGUUUCGAUGAAGAGCCUAAUUCAGAAGAAGGUGGAGCUGUUAGAUGCCGACUAUGUGUAUAAUAGAAUGUUCCACGGGAAGGCGAAAAGAUAUGGGAAGAAGAAUUUCCUCUUCGACGUUAGGAACUACCUCUACUGUGUGGACGUCAGUGCAGGGGGGGGGAGCGCUCAUGGGAUUGGCUGUGGGAGUGGUGGCGGUAGCGCUGAUGGGAGCGCCGUCGCGCAGGGGCACCUCCACCCAAUUGACCUAUUUCCAGGGGCCAGGUUCCCACCUGGUAGAGCGGCGCAUAUGGCAGGAAGGGCAGUCCAUGAGGGGGGGAGGCGCGCCCAAGGGGUACUUCCCCGGGGAGACCUCAAUAGGGAAUACCUCAGCAGGGAGGACCCCCACAGGGAAGGCCUCAAUAGGGAAGGCCACAACCGCGCACCGCUCCACAGCGGAGAGCACAAGCCGGAUCAAACGCUAAGGAAAAAAAUAGACGCGUCGAUUUUUGGUAACCUGCAGAGUAUUUUGCCGGAGGAGGGGAAGCAGCGCCCGGGUCAUCCCGCAGGAGCAGCCAAGGGUAGCAGCAGUAGUAAUAGUGGUGGUGGUAGUGGUGGUGCCCCCCCCGAAUUGAUUAACAAAUCUGUAAAUGCAGAAUCAAGUGCGAAUGAACCCGAGUCGCUGCCCGGGAGGGACCCCUCGGGGGAGCAGGGCGAGUGGCCCUUCAGCGCGUACUGCGCAGAGCACUGGGUCGACCCGUUCUUUCCCCCGAGUGACGAGCACAUGGAAAGGAAGAAAAAAAAAAAAAAGGAAAAAAAAACAAAACAGAACGCGCAUAAUAGCAGCGUCGACUCGGUGGUGAACUCCCCCUCGAGCAUAUUCCUCUUUUCGAAAUUUUUCCAAAACGAAGUGGACUGCAUGCAGUAUAUUAACCUCACGCAGAGCACCUACGACAGCAGGAUGAGGUUACUCCUGCUGCUGUACAAGCUGGUGAUUAUAAUAAAACAUAGGGAGUUGCUCCACGAUGAGGUCUUCCAGAAGGAGGAGAGCCAAGCACUGAAGGGGGCCAACAUAAGUGGGAGCUCUCCCUUCCUCUUCUUCAUAUUCGAGGCGGUCAUUACGUUUAUUACCCCUUCAGGAGAAGUGAGCAAAAACGCGCUGUACUACAUCCUGGUUUCUAACAUUUUGAUUAACCUGCUGAGCAUCAUCAGUUCGAGGGGUUUUGCUGGCCACUCGGAGGAACACACAUCGAAGCAGCAACCGUCCGUGGAAAAGAAGCGAAGCAACGACAGGGGCUCCCUAAAACAACAGAGCCACGAUUCGCUGGUGAGCGAGGAGGGGAUGGACCUCUACCACCAGGGUAGCUUCUACACAGACAUGUUCUCCCACGAGUCGUUCAUUUCGAAUGUAAAAAAUAGGAACGACCACAUGGUCUUUGACAUUCUGAGCGGCAUGACGAGGCAGGAGGUGGACAAGUAUCGUCUCGUGGGGGGGGCCGCCCACCCGGGACACUCCCACACAGAAGGGAAAAAAAAAAAAAAAAAAAAAAAAAAAAAAAAAUCAAGUCAAAAAGGUGAAAAAAAAAAGUCAAAUCAGAACAGCCUCACACACGAUGUGCCGCUCCUGCUCUCCCUGUUCAUCCGCUGCAUCACUCUGCACGUCCAAAACUUUAAGUUCCACCCCCAGAAUUUGUACCUCCAGAGGAACUUCAACGCAUUGUAUGUGCCCAGCGCCAUCCUCAAGUGCAUGUACCCCGCGAACCAUUUUAACAUCAGCCUGUUUGUCAACCUGCUGGAGCUGUUCUACGUAACCAUUCGGAUUUACAGCAAUCACUUUGUGGGACUCAGCUGGCCGCUCUUCCACGGGGGGGGAAGCGGCAUCCCUCAGCGAGGACGGGGCAGCAGCGGCGAUGCGGAGCAGGAGCAGCCGCGGAAGCAGCACCAGACGCAGACGCAGCACCACCUGACGCAACCGCUUCACCGCCUGCACCUGUACGUGGCGACGCUGAAUGGAGUCCUGGAGGACUGCUACCGGGCCCACCACGAAAACAUGAAGAACCGAGACAGCCACGUGGCCAAGGCGAGCCCAAUCGAGCGCAUGCUGCUGUAUUUCCUCUACAACAGAAUAAACACCGUGUACGACCUUUUCUAUAACUUCUUCCUAACCUGCCUGAGGGAGAAAAAAAAAAAAAAAAAAAAAAUUUUCGACGCAGCAAAUGAGUACAUCUAUGGGUUCUUAAAAAACGACAUCUACGAGCAGAUCAACAGAAUCAAUAACUUUCUGGAUUCUACCGAGUACUACGAUUUCUACGUGAACACGCUGACCUUCAUGGUUUUAAACCAGCAGACGUGCCUGCACAUCAUCAGGGGGGACAUGCUCACGAAGCUGCUCUACGUGCCCGACAUAUAUCAUGCCAUCUUUGACAGGAGCAAGACCUUCAGCGCCAUUUACUACCUGAACCACGAGCAGCAGUAUGUGCGGAACAAGAACCACAUCAUUCUUUGCUCCCUCAUUGUGCUGCUAAUAAAGAUGCUGUACGUUUUUGUGAAGAAUGUCCGGGGGGGGGCGGCACGAGAAGAAGUGAAGGGAGCACCAGAAGAGGACGCCAAUGCCGCAAUCGCAAUGGCACGAGAAGAGAACGCCAAUGCCGCAAUCGCAAUGGCACGAGAAGAGAACGCCAAAGCCGCAAUCGCAAUGGCACGAGAAGAGAACGCCAAUGCCGCAAUCGCAAUGGCACGAGAAGAGAACGCCAAAGCCGCAAUCGCAAUCGCCGUGGCCCCCGCGGUGGAGGGCGAAGCGGAGUUCUUCCUGGACGCCAUGCUGAGCAUCAUAAGCAAGCUGUCCGACCGAAUAAACUUCAUCUUCUUAAAAAUAGAAAAAAUAAACUGCCUGGCCAUUUUCGAAGAAUCCUACCUGUACGUGGAGCUGCUGACCAAGACCUCCUACUACUGCAACUGCUUCAACAUCAAUCAGCUGUUGAUAUCUCUGAUGAGCAAGGGGGUGGAGCACCACCUGUUUUACAUUAACAGAAUUUUGGAGAAAUUCAUUUUUGAAAAGGAGGUCAUCAUCGAUCCGUACAGCCCCUAUGAAAUCAGUGCAUCUACGAGUGAGUCAGUCGACAAGGAGAAGAGGAAGAGGAGGAGGAGGAACGACUUAUCUUUAUUCACUCAGAGGGUCCUCUACCUCUGCUACAAAUGUAUUUUAAAUUAUAACACCAUCGUGGUAAACAUAAUUCAGACGCCGUAUUUCACCUACUCUUAUUUCGUGGUGCACCUCUAUAUUUUGCUGCUCAAGUCCACGCGCCUGGUCACCAACAUCAUCGAGCACUUCGGCCGCAAGAACACCACGCUCAUCCGCACGGUCAAGGUGCAGGGGGGGCUCUCGUACGUGCCCAUCUGCCUGGACAUCGUGAACUCCGUGAAGGAGAAGAAGCGGGAGAAGAUCCACUACGCGCGGGGCACGGCCAAGUCCAGCCUGAGCUGCUACCUGAGCGACAGCCACUCGGGCAGCGACGCCUCCAACUACCUGGGGGAGGUCCUCCAAUACAACCGAUCGAUCGACGAGUACGUCCACACGAAGAGGGUCUACAGAGACGACUACAUGUUUAACUUCCUCCCAGAAAUGAUAGAGUUGAAGAGCUAUUAUGACAUUCUUGGGGAGAUCCUCGAGAGAAGUGCCUUUUUGGGGGCCUUUAUUUUGGAGAAGCUGAAGGACACCUGCGAAGACUCGUGCCUCAAGCAGAUCCUCAUCAGCAACGUCUGCUCCUACCUCAUCCACAUCAACGCCACGCUCCUGCCCUCCAACAUCUGCACCAGCAGCUUGAAGAAGAAGUGCUCCCUCAUCUACAACUACGUCGUGAACAUGCAUAAGAAGUGA